GCCUCAGCUCCGGCGGUUUGAAGCGCGGCGGCUGUUGCUGCCGGUAACGGUCGCGAAGGGAGCACGGGAGCGGCCGGGCCCUCACAGAAUCCACCCAAUCUGGUGAAAAUCAUGGAUACAAUGGGAGCAGACAGGUAUGAAUGGACCACUCUGGAUGCUGAGGAGCCGCCAGCUGCAGUGCGGUACCCCCAGCGUGGAGGCAGCAAGCUGUGGGCACACCCCCACCACGAUCCCUAUGUCGAUGCCUCCCUCACUUUGGGAACACAGCCAGGCUCUCCUCGAUGUUCACAGGAGCAGAGAGGAGGCAGGAGGCUGGUCAUGAAAAGGAAGGUGCUGAGGCGCAGACCUGAUGGCGGAGUGGAGGUGUCUGAUGAGUCAGUGCCCGGCGAGCCCGAGAGCGAUCCCGGGGUUUGGAGCCCCAGGCAGGAAUUGUCUGAGCCAGACGACAGCAUCUCUGAGGGGGAGAUUGAGACCAGCAGCAGCUCCCAUGAUGAAUCUCUGUGCCAGUGGCUCCCUCUGGACAGCUCCCCCUCUCUCCUUGGGGAUUUCGGGAGCAGGAGCUCUCCUGUUUCUCAGUACUCAGCAGGACAACCCAAAUCCUUCAUCCCACCACGGCUAGAGCUGCUGGGACGGAAUAGGGGGAAAACCGACCGAGUGGCCAAAUACUUUGAGUAUAAACGAGAAUGGGAGAAGUUCCGGAUCCCGGGAGAGGAUCAGCGGCAGGAACUGCGCUGGAGCAUCCGGGAGCAGAUGCUCUGCAAGGCCGAGCUUCCCGGGAAGCCACGACACCUCUAUGUCCCCAACACCUACACGGUGCCCACUGAGAAGAAGAGAGCUGCCCUGCGCUGGGAAGUGCGCUGGGACCUGGCCAACGGCCUCAUUCCCAGGAAAGCCACCUCCACCUAGGCCCGCUCCAUAUAGAUACCUCUGAACCACAACACAUUGAAUGCAUUUUUCCCCUCAAAAUCCUUGAUAAUUUGGUAAAUCUCCCUUUUUUUACGCAUUUCUAGAGGGUUAAAUCCUGGUAUUAAAACUUCACCUGGCGCAGAGGGAAAAGCUUCCUCCUGAGUUCAGGUUCGGGGCAUUAGGAAUCAGGAUGUAAGGAUCUUUGGGAUUUGAGUGCUCCUGGGUUCUUAUGUGAGGUUUUAUUUAUGGCAAUAUCUCUAAUAAAGUGUGUGGAAAGAUU
Messenger RNA from Pezoporus flaviventris, 1186 nucleotides. RefSeq names its product HYLS1 centriolar and ciliogenesis associated (gene HYLS1). The transcript has 2 exons. Lineage: Eukaryota; Metazoa; Chordata; Aves; Psittaciformes; Psittacidae. The record is from RefSeq and is a predicted model, not a curated record. Gene Ontology annotation, biological process: cilium assembly. Bases 112 to 906 code for a protein of 264 amino acids. Gene Ontology annotation, cellular component: non-motile cilium; centriole.